Messenger RNA from Staurois parvus, 291 nucleotides. The record is from the annotation of a GenBank genome assembly. Lineage: Eukaryota; Metazoa; Chordata; Amphibia; Anura; Ranidae.
GGGAAUAUCACACAUUGUGCAGAGCCGUACAUCAAGAAUUCUGACCCAACUAAGACAGCACAGAAAGUGCACAAAAUAGCUAAACAAGUAUGUAGUCGCCUUGGACAUUACAGGAUGCCAUUUGCCUGGGCUGCAAGGCCAGUAUUCAAGGACACUCAGGGGACGCUGGACAUCGAAGGGAAGUUUUCUCCUCUUUACAAACAGGACAGCAGCAAACUUUCCAUUGAAGACCUGCUCAAGUUGCUGGAUGAAUACAGGAAACCAGAAAAGACCAAGCUACAAGUGAUUCCU